Messenger RNA from Pyrus x bretschneideri (Chinese white pear), 2942 nucleotides. RefSeq names its product peptidyl-prolyl cis-trans isomerase G. NCBI's taxonomy places the organism in Eukaryota, Viridiplantae, Streptophyta, Magnoliopsida, Rosales, Rosaceae. The coding region runs from base 175 to 2673 and encodes 832 amino acids. The transcript has 3 exons. The record is from RefSeq and is a predicted model, not a curated record.
GUGGUACGGAUAGAGAGAGAGAGGGCGGUAACCAAACCAGGUUUACGUUUGUUUCCCCCCAAAUAUCAAUCGCUUGCAAUUCUUCGUUCGCCAAACACCUUCUUCUUCUUCUAUUUCUGUUUCUGCUCGAUUUAGAUCCGUUAAAUUUCGAAUUCUAGGGUUCCCAGAGGGGAGAUGUACAACGGAAUAGGGUUACAGACUCCAAGGGGGUCUGGGACCAAUGGCUACAUCCAGACCAACAAGUUCUUCAUCAAAUCGAGGACUGGGAAGGUCGCCGACUCCUCCCACGGUUUCGACGAUGACCAGGGCACCGGCGGCGUCACCAAGAAGCCCAACAGAGACAUCCUCGAGCACGAUCGCAAGCGCCAUAUUGAGCUCAAACUCGUCGUGCUCGAAGAUAAGCUCAUCGAUCAGGGUUUUACCGACGCUGAAAUCGCCGAGAAGCUUGACGAGGCUCGGAUGACUCUCGAAGCCGCGGCGGCUUCGGAGGAGCUUGGCGGACCCGGCGCUAUUGUUGUCUCCGAUAAGAAGGUUUCAGAUACGCAGACCCACCAAAUUGCUGCUAGGAAGGAGAAGCAAAUGGAAACAUUAAGAGCUGCUCUCGGGCUAGCUGUGCCCGAAUCAGCUGACAAGAAUACUGAUGAUAUUAAAGAUGGACUGAAAAGUAGUCGAAAGAAUGGUCCAGAAGACGAUGACAAGUUUCAAGAGAGAAGUGAGCAUGCAUUUCUGGACAGGGACUAUGGGCGGAAGAAACAUGGGGAGGAAAAGCAGAAAGAUGAGAAAGAUGAUAAGAAAAAGAGAGUUAAAGAAUCUAAGCGGAGCAAAAAGGAAGAAAGUAGGAAGAGAAGGCAUAAGUAUGAUUCUUCUGAUACCGAAAGCAGUGGCAGUCCUCCUCCCAAGGUUGAUAAAAAGAAGCAUCGUGGAAGUAGCAGCAGUGAUGAAGAUGAUUCGGAAGUUGAACUUGACAAGAAGCAAAAGGUUGCAAAGAAGAAUGAGAAAAGAAGUAAGAACUCCGAUGAUUAUGAUUCUGCGUUGGGUGAUGAUGAUGCUAGAAGGGAUGGUGCAAGAAAGAAAGUUGAGAAAUUCAAAAAGCCUCAAAGGAGGCAUGUUUUAGAUGAAGAUGAUUCUGAAGCUGAUUUGGGAAAGAGGCAGAAGGUUGCAAAGAAGAAUGAGAAAAGAAGAAAUAAGAACUCCGAUGAUUCUGAUUCUGCUUCCAGUGACGAUGAUGCCAGGAGCGACGGUGCAAGAAAGAAAGUUGAGAAAUUCAAAAAACCUCAAUGGAGGCAUGAUUCAGAUGAAGAUGAUUUUGAUGCUGAUGUUGGCAGGAGGCACAAGGUUGUUAAGAAACAUAGUCGGAGCAGAAAGGAUGACACUGAUGAUUCUGAUUCUGAUUCUGCUACCAGUGAUGAUGAUGCUAGGAGGGACAGUUCGAGAAAGCUAGUUGAGAAAUUCAAAAAAACUCAAAGGAGGCAUGACUCAGAUGAAGAUGAUUCUGAAGCUGAUGAUGGUAAAAAGCAGAAGGUUGAAAAGAAGCAUAGUAAAAGUAGCAAGGAUGAGGCGGAUGAUUCUGAUUCUACUAGCAGUGAUGAUGGUGCUGAGGACAGAUCCAAAAAGGAAUUAGAGAAAUCCAAACACCCUCGUAGGAGGCAUGAUUCAGAUGAAGAUUCUGAUCGUGAAGAGAAACGGUUAAGAUCUAAUGCAGUUGAAAGUAAUGAAAGAAGUCGUCCAAUUGAUGAUGACAGGUAUCGUCCGAGCAGGGAUGAUCAGUAUUCAGGAUUGGUAAGGCCUAGAGGAGGGCAUGAUGACGUGACUGUAGAACGCGAGGACAAAAUUUACAGCAAAGAUAUUGAACCACAACGUGGUAGUAGAACAGUUACUCUGGGUUAUGAAAGAGGAGUUAAAACCCACACCAUGGAUGAUCAGGAACACAGAGGGAGAAAGCAUGGAAGGUAUGAAGAGGAUGAUGUAGGGCGUGGAAGGCAGAGCAAGGAUGAAGAGCACAGAGGAAGGAAGCAUGGAAGAGAUGAGGAGGAAAAUGAGAACAGAAAAGUGGGGGAUAACAAAGAGGAGCUUGGAAAUAGAAAACCUGGGAAAAUGGAGGAAGAACGGGGAAAUAAGGGUGUGGAUAGAGAUAUGGAUUACAAGAGGGCAAAAUAUGAUGAUUCUAGAUCAAAUGAGAGGAGGCGCGAAAGUGAAAAACGCAAUGGAAGAGAUGAAGAGGAUCGUGGAGGGCGUGGAAGGUACGACAAGGAUGAAGAGUAUAAAGGAAGGAAGCAUGAAAGAGAUGAAGAGGAAAAUGAGUACAGAAAGGUGGAGGAUAAAAAAGAGGAGCUUGGAAAUAGAAAACCUGGAAAAAUGGAGGAAGAACGGGGAAAUAAGGAUAUGGAUUGCAGGAGAGCAAAGUAUGAUGACUCUAGAUCAAAUGAGAGGAGGCGUGGAAGUGAAAAGCAUAAUGAAGAUGAUAAAAACUACAGAAAGCAUGGGGAGGAUUUUGAAGAGGAGCGUGGGAGUAGAAGGCACGGAAAAGUAGAUGAAGAAAGAGGAAGUCAGGAUACUGAAAGAGAUAGACAGCUUGAUUACAAGAGAGCAAUAUAUGAUGAUUCUAGAUCAAGCGAGAGGAGGAGAUACAAAAAUGAGAGACAUAAUGAUGGUCGUUCCAGGCAUCAAGGCUGAUAUUGUGGUUGAUGUCGUGUCAAGGCCUGUCAAAGCUUGCUAAGCGUAAUGGAGUCAUCGACCACGGGGAGCUAACUGGUCAUCGAGAUGGAAUCUCAGUUUGGUGAGUGUACUGUAUCUUUGAGUUGUGUUUUUGGUGGAUCUGUCGGAAGAUCACGCGACUUAUCCUUAGCACGGUUUUGAAACGCAGUUUAUGUUAUGCGGUGAUGUUUUAAUAUUUAUGUUGGCCAUCAGAUCCAGCCCCGGAAUGGUGUGAUUUUAUUUUGAUA